Molecule: messenger RNA, 6761 nt
Organism: Zea mays
Lineage: Eukaryota; Viridiplantae; Streptophyta; Magnoliopsida; Poales; Poaceae
Exons: 24
Coding region: 122-6232 (2036 amino acids)
Source: RefSeq, a predicted model, not a curated record
GGCCCAGCCCAGUUGUUGGGCGAACAGAGAGUCGUCUUGCUCUACUCUAGUCGUUCGGUCUUCACUCGACAAAAGGUGAGGGAGUGCAGUCCGGGGACGGGAGGGAGACCAAUCGGAGCUGAUGGAGGCAGCGGCGGCGCUGCCGCCGGAGAGGGAUACGUCAGCGGACUGGGGAGAUGGCGUGGUACCGCUAGGUUUCCGGGUGAAGGCAUCCUCUCGCGAGUCGCCGUCACAGAAGGCGGGGAACGUGCUGGAGGCCGACCUGCGCUCCCACUGGGCCACCGCCACCAACACCAAGGAAUGGAUCCUCCUUGAGCUCCAGGAACCGUGCCUCCUCUCCCACAUCCGCAUCUACAACAAAUCCGUCCUCGAGUGGGAGCUCACUGCCGGACUGCGAUACAAGCCCGAUGCAUUCGUCAAGUUGCGCCCCCGCUGCGAGGCCCCCAAGCGCGACGUCGUCUACCCCGCCAACCACACCCCUUGCCGCUACCUUCGCAUUUCCUGCCUGCGCGGCAACCCCAUCGCCAUCUUCUUCAUCCAACUCUUUGGCAUCCCCGUGCCUGGCCUCGAACCUGAGCUCCAGCCACUGCUCAGCUAUUUACUCCCGCAAAUCACAUCCUCCAAACAACCCCUUUCUCACAACAUGCACCUCCAGUUGCUUAAAGAUAUCUCCACCAGGCUACCUCCAUUUCUUCCCCAAAUUGAGGCUGACCUUAAUAGUGUCGUGGACACCCCAGAAAGCAGCGUGCGGUUCUUGGCUCUACUUGCUGGUCCAUUUUAUCCUAUCCUUCACCUUAUAAAUGAAAGAGAUCCUACCAAAUCUUUGUUUGGUUCUGCUGAUUCAGAUGCCCUCAGAACUAGUCCAGCUUCUACUCCAACAGUUUCUUCAAACUUUGAGGCACAACCAAGGAGAUCACGGAGUCCAUCUGUUCAGCCUGCUUCAUAUUUGCUGGCAUUUCGAUCUGAAACAACUAUGCUCCUCUUAAGGAAAGCACAUAAAGACAAAACCCUUGGAGUUGUUUGUGUUCGAGCAUCGAAGGUAUUGCAAAAACUGUUGGAGCCUGAGCCAUUUUUAGACAAAUCGAUGUAUACUGAUGUCAUGCUACCAAACCAAGUCUCUGAUGAAAUUCCUAAAAGCGAUGCUCUCAGCCUAGUACAUUCUACAGACUACUCCAGUAUGUUUGGAGAGGAAUUUAGCCUGUCAGAGAAUCAGUUUGAUGGUUCAUUACUGAAUAUUUUGGAUAUUGCUGCUGUGGAAGAAGGCAUUCUUCAUGUACUAUAUGCGGCUGCAUCACAGCCUAUGCUAUGUCGCAAGCUUGCUGAAACUACUUCAGACAUUUGGUCUGUCUUACCACUUGUCCAAGCUCUACUUCCAGCACUUCGUCCUCCAAUCAGUUCUGGUCCUAUUGAACAUAUUGAUGAUUCUUUUAGCCAAUGGAACCAUCCAAACAUUCAGAAUGCUCUCUCCCAGAUUGUUACAAUGUCAGUAUCGUCAUCAGUUUUUCAUCCUCUUCUCAGAGCUUGUGCUGGUUAUCUUUCAUCCUACCUUCCAUCACAUGUAAAAACGGCUUGUGUUUUGCUUGACUUGUGUCGGGGGGCAUUGUUAUCAUGGAUACCAAUGAUAACAGCAAAGGUAGAUCUCGCAGUUGAACUUCUAGAGGAUCUACUAGGUAUCAUCCAGGAAGCUGGCCAAUCUCUUGCUCGUUCACGUGCAGCACUGAAGUAUGUUGUAUUGGCAAUUUCUGGGCAUAUGGAUGAUGUGCUCACAGAAUAUAAAGAAGCCAUGCAUAAGUUACUUUUCGUUCUGGAGAUGCUAGAUCCUUUUAUUGAUCCAUCUACAAGUGCCAUGGAAGACACAGUAAUAUUUGAUGGUAUCUCUGCUAUAUAUUUGGAAAAGCAAUCAAGUGUAUAUGAUAUUGCCUUAAAUAUUAUCCAUACAGCAGUAAAGAGAGCUGCUGUUCUCCCUUCUUUAGAACUUGAAUGGCGACGAGGAGCCAUUGCCCCAAGUGUAAUUCUCUCUAUCUUGGAUCCGCACAUGCCUCUUCCUCCUGACAUAGACCUCUGCAAAAGUUCAGUGCAUGAGAUUGAUAAAGUGCCUUUGGCUGUUUUGGAUAAUCAUGCACCACAGCCAUGCAACCCAGAAAAUAUUGCUGGGCGAGAUGCAUCUGAAACAACUAUUCGUCCUGAAAAUUUUGAACAGUGCAGCUUUCUGUUUGCUCCUGAAGAAUUAAACCAAUCUGAGUUGACUAGUCUUUAUACCUUGAAAGGAAAAGGCCAUGAUGUAAUAACUCAAACAAGUCUGAACCAUGACAUUCCUGAAGGCAGAAGUAAAGAGAAACUAUCAUCUGACCCUUUCCUGCUAGAUAAUGUUGUUGCAGCUGAUUAUUUUGAUUCACAGGCUGAUUAUCAACAGCUGGAAAACUACCAGGACUGUGAGUUAAGAGCUCAAGAAUUUCAUCGCAUAGCACUCAACCUAUGCAUGCAACAAGAACCAACAUUAGAAGGGCAUAAUGCUGGAAUUGAUGCUUUGCUAUUAGCCGCAGAAUGUUAUGUUAAUCCAUUUUUUCUAUUGGGAUUCCAGUCUAAUUUAGAGCCUCUGGACAAGAUUGAACGUAUUCAUUCAGAGUUGAUGCAAGGGAAUGCUUCCUCUGUAUCAAAAAAUUUGCACUUGAAAGAUUUCAACAAAAAAACAAUCUACAAUUUGGAGAACAAGCGUGAUAGAUCUGUUAUAGAUUUACUCCUACAAGCCGCCAGAUUUGACUUUGAAUAUCAUGGAAAGAUACCUGAAGGGGAACUAUAUCCAAAUAUUGCUGAAGAUGGCAAGCGAUCUGUAGAAAUCUCACCUGAAGCUCUUCAGUUUGCUGAUGCUGUAACUUUGGUCCGAAAGAACCAGGCUAUGCUGUGCCACUUUAUUAUGAAGCAAUUCCAAAGGAAAGGACACUUGGGUAGUGAAAUUCUUCUCCAGAGCUUGUUGUUCCUGUUGCACUCAGCAACUGAUCUAUUUUGUCCACCAGAGAAUGUAGUUGAUAUAAUUUUGAAGUCUGCUGAAAGCCUCAAUGAUCAGCUUACAUGUCUUUACAGUUUUUUUAGUGCAGGGAAUAAGAAAUUGGAUAGGAUAAAAAUACAUGGUCUAAGAAGACGUUGGAUGCUUCUCCAGAAACUGGUUCUGGCUUCAUCAGGCAGUGAUAGUACUAGAGAACUUGCCAGAAAUAAAAGAGAUGGUUUCCAUUUUAGAAGUUUAGUCCCUCCAUCAACAUGGAUACAAAAGAUAUCUGAUUUCUCCAUGUUUUCUAGCCCACUCCCUCGAUUUUUCGGAUGGAUGGCAGUGUCUUGCUAUGCCAAGGAAUAUUUAAAUGAGAAGCUGUUUCUUGCUUCUGAUUUCUCACAGCUUACAUCUUUGCUAUCAAUUUACAUGGAUGAACUUUGUUUGAUGGAUGGAGUUGCAAUCCCGAAAGUCAGGUCUGCAAAAGGUGAACAAUUUAGUUGUACGGACUUGUUUCUUAAAAAGGAAACUACUCUGUCAGACCAACCAAGCAUGACCGAACAGUUUAAAAUCUUACUUCCGGAGCUACAUUUCUUCUUUCCAAGCAUGGGUAAAUUGUUUAAUGCAUUUGGGGAGAGCAUCUUGGAGGCUGUUGGGCUACAGUUAAAAUGUCUGCCCAAUAGUGCAAUACCAGACGUCCUUUGUUGGUUUUCUGAGUUGUGCUUAUGGCCUUAUCUCGAACACAUUAAGGAGCAUCUUGUAGUUGCAAACGGAGUUAGUUAUAUAAGAGGAAGUAUUGCUGCUAAUGCAAAAUCAGUUGUCUUCUACCUACUUGAGUCUAUUGUUACUGAGCACUUGGAGGCUGUUAUUCCUGAAAUGCCCAGGAUAGUGCACAUUCUUGUGUCUCUCUGUAGAGCUUCUUAUACUGAUGUGGCCUUCCUAAAAUCUGUGCUAUGUCUAAUCAAGCCACUCAUCUCCUACUUCUUAAGGAAGGGAACUAAUGAAACAAAAGUACUGGGCCAUAUAAAGGAGGGCAGCAAUUUUGAGUUGCUUUGUUUUGAAGAAUUGUUUGAAAUUGUUCGCUGUGGUAAAGAUUCGGUGGAUACAACUGAAGAUAAUAUUCAGGCACCGUUGGUCAUCUUCAUUCUGGGAUCUAUGUUUCUUGAUUUCUCAUUUGAGAGAAGGAUUGAAAUGUUAGGCUCCUUGUUAGUAUGGAUUGAUUGCAUCAGUUCCGAUCCACCAUCGUUAUUAUGCAACUAUCUUCAAGGUUUCCAGACACUUCUAGAUGGUUUUGAAGCUGUGCUAAUUCAAAAUAUUGAACUACUUGGUGUCGGCAUCCUUUCUGCGACAAACUCGUCUAUAGAAUCUUCUGAUUCCUUGGGCAUUGAUGGCACUAUGCUACUAGAGAAGAAGGCACAAGAUAAUGAAGAACAAACACUAAUGAAAUCCGUAACAUACUGUGAGAACGAUGGAAAUCAUAAGGGUCUUCGUAAUCUGCAUCCUAAUAGUAUCAUAGAGUUUUGUGGCACCCUGGAGAAGUUUAUUUUGCACCUUACUUCAUAUAUUGAGGAUAGUUGGAAAUGGCACCAUCAGUUGGCCUCUAGGAUCUCUUUGUCUAUGGCAAAGUGUUUGUUGUUUGCAAAAUUUUUGAAGUCCAUAGCGCAAGAAGACACAAUAUCUAGUAGCAGUGAGCAAGAUGUCGCUGUGAAAAUUUCCUGUGAGCUUGCACAAAAGCAUUGGCAAAGUGCUCUUGAAGGUCUAGGAGAUACCAUUUUGAUAAAUCAGGAAACACAGUUCUGGCAGGUGGCAUCAGCUAUGCUUGAUUAUAUAAUGGGGAUACCAAACGUCCUUGCUUGGGGUAAUGUUCUUAAUACUACAUGCUCUGCGGUCAAGCACUUCUGCUCCCAUGCACCUAGGCUAUCUUGGAGGCUGCAGACAGAUAAGUGGUUGUCAUUAUUAGUUUCAGGUGGAAUUGAGGGCUUCAAAAACAGUGAGAUCUGUUUGAUUGAUCUUUUCUGUACAAUGUUGAAUCAUUCUGAACCAGAGCAGCGUUUUGUUGCUGUACAACAGCUUGGGAGGAUUAUUAACUCAACAAGUUCUACUGAAGCUGAUUUGAAAUAUCCAAACUAUGACCAAAAUUUCCUCAUAUCUGUUUCGACAGUAACAUCCCUUUUGGUAACUCAUACAUGGGACAGAGUAGCAGCAUUGGCUCUCCAUGACUCUUCUAUGCUAUUAAGGAAUCAUGCAAUGGCAUUGCUUACUGAAUAUGUGCCUUUUGUUGAUAGGAAGCACCUGCAGUCCUUCCUUUCAUCCAGUAACGGUAUCCUGACUGGUUUGGGACAACUUUCUGGUGUAAUUGAAGAGGGCUAUUUUACACGAAUGUCUUUGCUGUUGUUUUCUAAGGCAUGUCUUUAUUCUAAUCCUGAAGAUAUCGCUUUGAUACCUGAAUGUGUUUGGCAGAAGUUGGAAAACAUGCAAACAUCAACUGGAGGUUUUGGAUAUAUGGAGAAAGAUCUCUGCCUAGCUCUGUGCCAACUAAAAAGUGAAUCAGAUGCUACAACUGUUGCAAAAGUUCUUUCUGGAUGUAAUAGUCAACCAGUCAGCCCUGAUUUCAAGAGCAUCCGUGAAUCAAUCCUUCAGGUGAUGUCCUCUUUGAGUUCUAUUGAAGCAUACUUUGAGUUCUUCGCAGCCAGAUCUGCACAAGAACAUGAGGAACUUGAAGAAGCUGAGAUUGAAUUGGAGCUUAUUGAAAAAGAGAAGUCAGUUCCUAACUUUGUUGAGCAUACCAAUGAUACGAUGGUGCUUGCCAUGCCAUCAUAUGACCGUGAUGGUAGUGAGGUUAAUAAACGGCUCCAGCAAAUCCGGGAAAAUAUUCGGUCCCUGGAAAGGUCUAGGCUGAAAGAGGAAAUUACAGCGCGCAGACAAAAGAAGCUGCUUCUAAGACAUGCCCGUGAAAAGUACCUAGAAGAGACACGCUCCAGGGAAACGGAGCUUAUGCAAGAGCUCGACAGGGAAAGAGCUCUCGAGAUGGAACGUGAAGUAGAAAGGCAGCGUCAACUGGAUAUUGAGCGUGCAAAGUCUAGGGAACUGCAAUUCAACAUUGAUUUGGAAAAAGAGAAACAAACUCAGAGAGAGCUUCAACGCGAACUGGAGCAAGUCGAGUUGGGGCGGUCAUCAAGGCCCGCUCCAGGGAGAGGUACCGCGAAAGGGAUGGUGGAGGCAGAGCACAGCAGGAGGCGGGGAGCCUGAGGUCUUCGAGCAGCCGAGGCCAGGAGGGGGGCUCUGCCCAGGCGCCCGCACCGGCCGGGCCGGGCCCUACCGUCAUGCUCGCCGGGUCAAGGACGUUCUCGGGGGCCAACCUUCCAACGAUUCUGCAGCCUCGCGAGCGCGCUGCCGACGAGGACAGCGCUUGGGCCGAGGACGCUAGCAGCAACGGAGAUCCUGAACUGGACGGCGUGAGGCCGCAUGGGCCGCGAGGCAGCAGGUCAUCCUCCUCUAGGCAGGUUGCGGAGAGGAGGGAGCGGGAUGGCACUGCUGCCGGCACGGGCAGGAGAGAAGGGAAAUGGGAGAGGAAGCAGCACCCGUGACUAUUCCCUGCUUGUGUUGUGCCUAAGCCUAACGGAGGCUUCCUCAAUCGCGUUGUAAUUGUACUCGUAUGGGCAUUGGAUCAGGUGGCUGCUUAGUCAACGGUACCGUGCAUUGAUAAAAAGGUUGGAUCAUCGUAUGGGAACACUACCAAUCAGCUGCCUGCUCAGUCAACAGCACCAUUACCAUCACA